CCCAAACUACUGAGAUCUAGCGAUCCGUGCCUCCCCCAUUUUCUGUCAGAGCCUCAUACCCCUGUCGAUCUCAUCCCAUCUUUUUCGCCGAUGCAGUAUCUUAAAUCCUAAAUCCGCCGACACCCCAAACAGAUAUAGAUAGAUCCGUGCCCGACCCCUCUUCACGAUAAGACUGACCCCGCAACCCAUUCAAUUGAUUGAAGCGAUAUUCGAAUCGUAGAAGACGACUUUGAGGAUUUAGAGAAGAGAAGAAAAGUAAAAGAUGACGUGCGAAGCGUGCAACACGAUCCCGCCUGUGAUCGCGGUGGGCUAUGAACCGAAGGGAAAGUGGGAGGAGCUGGGAGGAUUGAAGACUUACAUCACCGGCGAUGAGGCUAUAGCCACCAAGGGUAUCGUCGAUGUCUAUGAUAUUUUCGGGAUCGCUACCCAGACGCUGCAGGGCGCGGAUCGCCUGGCUGCGGCGCUCGGUGCCGUGGUUCUAGUUCCUGAUUUCUUCAAGGGCGACAAGGCGGAGGGGGUAUGGUUCACGGAUCCUAGUCCCGAGAACGACGCUAAGAAGAGCGCGUUCAUGGCGAAAGCUAUGGCGUUUGAGCCAUUCCUCCCGGCCUUGGAGGGCGUGGUGCAAGCUGCGAAGGGACGCUUCCAGAAGAUUGGGAGCUGGGGCGGUUUGGGCCUGUGCUGGGGUGGGAAGGUCCUCGCGCUGUCUUCGGGCCCGGGGACGCUGUUUAGCGUAACUGGGCAGGUGCAUCCUGGAAAAUUGGCCGCGGAAGAUGCUGAGAAGAUCACGAUUCCGCAUAUAGUCCUCGCCAGUAACGGAGAGGAUCCCGCGGUGGUGGCGGAGUACAAGCGUAUUCUUGAGGGAGAGGGCAAGCCUGGUGUGGUCGAUACAUAUCCCACUAUGUUUCAUGGAUGGAUGGGCGCGAGAGCGAACUUGGAAAAUGAAGAUAACUUGAAGGAGUGGAAGAGAGGCUAUAAUCAGGUAGCGGAGUUCUUUGCGAAGCAUUUGUGAAUGGACAGUGAAGGGUGCAGCUUGGGAGAUGUUGGGAUGUGGGAAAUAGAGCAGGAUUUUUCGAAAAAGAUUACAAAAAGGACUUGAAUCCUUGAGAUUCGGUGCCAUAAACCUAGCUCGGUAGAAUAUGUGACAUAGAACAUGAAUUGCUAAGCUUCUAAGAAUUCAGACUGCCUUGGAUCGGCCUCG
Molecule: messenger RNA, 1198 nt
Organism: Amorphotheca resinae ATCC 22711
Lineage: Eukaryota; Fungi; Ascomycota; Leotiomycetes; Helotiales; Amorphothecaceae
Exons: 5
Coding region: 263-1009 (248 amino acids)
Molecular function (GO): hydrolase activity
Source: RefSeq, a predicted model, not a curated record